Molecule: messenger RNA, 2758 nt
Organism: Apis laboriosa (Himalayan honeybee)
Lineage: Eukaryota; Metazoa; Arthropoda; Insecta; Hymenoptera; Apidae
Gene: sip1
Product: tuftelin-interacting protein 11
Exons: 8
Coding region: 176-2662 (828 amino acids)
Biological process (GO): spliceosomal complex disassembly
Cellular component (GO): U2-type post-mRNA release spliceosomal complex
Molecular function (GO): nucleic acid binding
Source: RefSeq, a predicted model, not a curated record
GAUACAAUCAAAUGAAUGCAGUUCAAUUUUGUGAGAACGCAGCAUAACAUAACCUCUUAAGUUCUAGUGUUGUUUUGAUCUUGAUUCUUAUAUGGAAUUUAGAAUGUAAUAGAUUUGAUAAAAUAACAAUUAUAAAGACUUUGUUUUAAAUACAAUAUUAAUAAACAUUGACAAAAUGUCAGAAGACGAAGUGGAAAGUUUUGAAAUCACAGAUUACGAUCUUGAAAAUGAAUUCAAUAUUAAUCGCCCUAGGCGUAAAUUGUCAAAAAAACAACAAAUGCUUGGUAUUUGGGCUGAUGAUAGCGAUGAAGAAGAAUUAUCUGCUAGACCAUCAUUUAAAACUUUUGAUAAAGGACCAAAGAAUUAUACAACUCCUGUAAAUUUUGUAGCAGGAGGUAUUCAACAAGCUGGGAAGCCAAAAGAAGAAACAGAUGAUAAAGAUGAUGAUGAAAGUGAUAAUGAAAAUAUAAAAUCACAAAAGGAAUUUCCAAAUAGUUCAAGUUCUGAUGAUGAAAGACCCAAUUCUAUACAUCAACGUGCAUCAUUCUCAUUAAAUACAGAUGGAGAUAUUGCAGGUUUACGUAAAAAGAAGCAUAAAGUAAAUCCUUUAUUAAUGCAAAGUGGAAUGGGUAGUUGGGAAGUUUAUACAAAAGGUAUUGGAGCUAAAUUGUUGCUACAGAUGGGUUUUGAACCUGGAAAAGGAUUAGGUAAACAAUUACAAGGUAUAAGUACACCAGUAGAAGCACAUUUAAGAAAAGGCAGAGGUGCAAUUGGUGCUUAUGGACCAGAAAAAGGUCCAAAAGUUCCAGAAAAGAAAAAAGAAGAUGAAAUAGAUGAAGGAAAAGAAUCAAAAACUAAAUUAUCACAAUGGAGAAAAGAUGGAGGUACUGUUAAGAAAAAAGUAAAUUAUGUAUAUCGAAGCGUAGACCAAGUUUUGGAGGAUGGAAAAUUGAAACCUAACAAAAAAGUAAGAAUAUCCAAUGAAAUGAGUAAAGUUAAAGUUAUAGAUAUGACUGGACCAGAACAAAGAAUUCUUAGUGGAUAUCACGCGAUAGCUGGAGGUCAACAACGACCUGAUGAAAAUGUUGUUACUGAUAAAAAAUCUAAAGUUAAUUUUGCAUUGCCUGAACUACAACAUAAUUUAAAUAUACUUGUGGACAUGUGUGAACAAGAUAUUAUACAAAAUGAUAGAAGAACACGACAUCUGAGUGAUAGGGUUGUUGCACUAGAAGCAGAAAAGAAAAAUUUGUCUAAAGUUAUAGAUCAACAUAGUCAGUUAAUAGAUACAUUAGAAAAUGUUCUUGCAAUUGUAGACAGAUUGAUGGAUGAAACCAAUCAAUUAACAUUACAAGAAACUGCAGAUGCUUUCAAAGAUUUACAAGAUAAAUAUUAUGAAGAAUAUAAAAUGUAUGAACUUGGUGAAUUAGCUAGUAGUUUUGUUGGUCCAAAAGUAAAAGAUUGUUUAAUUAGUUGGAAUCCAUUAAUGCAACCAAAACAACCAAUUAAAUUGUUUGAGCAAUGGAAAAGCAUUUUAGAAAGUGGUACUACUACUCUUCAAACAAGAACUAUGCAUCCAUAUGAUCAUCUUGUUUGGAAUUCAUGGAUGCCUUCAAUUAGAGGAGCUAUUCAACAAUGGACAUGUAGGCAACCAGAACCACUAAUAGAAUUAAUAGAACAUUGGAUGCCACUUCUUCCAAAUUGGAUAUUAGAAAAUAUUUUAGAUAUGUUAGUUCUUCCUAAACUUACCUUAGAAGUAGAAGAAUGGAAUCCUCUUACUGAUACAGUACCUAUUCACACAUGGAUUCAUCCUUGGUUACCACUUUUACGAAACCGUUUGGAUACUUUAAUAUAUCCAAUAAUACGACGUAAAUUAGGAUCUGCGUUAGGUGGUUGGCAUCCGUCCGAUAGAUCUGCUAGGCUAAUGUUACAACCAUGGGCUAAUGUCUUUGCAAAAGGAGAUAUGGAAGCUUUCUUGGUGAAAAAUAUCAUUCCAAAAUUACAAAUAGCACUUUCGGAAUUUGUUAUAAAUCCACAUCAACAACAUUUAGACCAAUGGAAUUGGGUAUAUGAAUGGAAAGAGUUAAUUCCGUCUCAUAUAAUGGCAGGAUUGUUAGAUAAAUUCUUCUUUCCUAAAUGGUUACAAGUUUUGGCUCUUUGGUUAAAUCAUUCACCUAAUUAUGAUCAAGUUACAAAUUGGUAUAUGGGAUGGAAAGGCAUGUUGAGUGAAAAAAUAUUGGCUGAACCGCUAGUAAAAGAACAUUUUAAAAAAGCAUUAGAAUUGAUGAAUAGAGCAGUUUCUGUGCCACAAAGUCAUCAACCGGGUGCGAUGGAACAAGUUUCGUAUUUAACGAGUUUAGAAAGGACGCAACCUACUAUGUCACAAAUGCCUCCAACUGCACAACCAAGAAUGGAGAGACUUGCAGAAGCAGUUAGAACAGCAUCACAAAUACCUCAAGGUUUUAAAGAUCUUGUUCAAAAGAAAUGCGAAGAAAGAGGUAUUUUAUUUAUGCCAAUACCGAAUCGGUAUAGAGAAGCAAAACAAAUUUAUAAAGUGGGUAAUGUUCAAGCUUACAUAGACGGAAACGUUGUAUUCGUUUGUCAUAAUGGCAUGAAUUGGAUGCCAACGCACUUAAAUGCUUUAUUAGAUAUGUCUGAACUUUAGAAAUAAUUAUAAUCGCAAAUAUGUAUGUUUAAUUGUAUACAUACUUAUAUAUCUUGUACAUAUAUUGUAAAAUAUUUUAUAAUAUAUGAUAUUGAA